AUGAAUUUCAGGAAGGAAACAUUGAAACGCUUGUCUGCUGUGGGCAGCGCAUUGGAGAAAUAUAUACUACAAGCCCAAAAGUCUUUGCUGACGGGAAAGCUGCAGCUUGGACUCGUACCGGUUGAGAUGGAUGCAAAUUUGGCCCAGGAACUCCAUGCGGUAUUGUUCAAAACUCGCCCAGCAUCUGCGGGGCAGACAGCAUCUGGAGUAACGGAAGAAGAAUUACAUGCCGUAAACAAUUUGCUUCGACAGCAAUAUCAGGAUCUGCAAGUUAUGGCUAGUGCGAAGGACGUCCAUGCUGUUGCAGCUGUUUACGAACGCGCGCAGCUAAUUAACGAAAAGCUCAAACACAUAUUGCAGAUGCAAAAGGAGAAGUUGAGUUCAGCUCUGAAGCGCCAGAAGCUCAGCAAGGAAGAGGCCAACGCUGUGGCUGAGGCCAUGGCGAAAAUUGCUGAGUCUGUCGUCAACGACAGCGAAGAUUUCUGGCGCUCUGCGCAUGAUCUUUAUGCACAGAUUGGUGGCAAGCCUGAAGAUGUGCUUAGCGUUGCUAGCGGCAAAGCGCUACUGCAAACGCUGUCAACUAAGAAAAAGUCUAGUACUCUUGAAAAGGUACAGGGUGCUUCGACCCCUCAGAAUGUUGCCGCAGACGCUGUGAAGAAAUACUUUGCCGAACCGUGGAGCAUGAUUGAAGGUUUGGCGAGAUAUCAUUGCUCGAGAGCGCAGGAAAUCGUAGAGGCGGCGAAGAAGGGGAAAAAGUACAAACUAGAUGGCGAAGGAUUUGGAUCAUCUGCAUUGGAUAAGAAGAUGAAACUUAGGGUUAUAGCUGUUGCGCGAAAAGCGGACACGGCACUUCCGCUGCUAAGAUUUCAAUAUUGUAUCUACCUGACCCUGCAUCGACGGCGUGGGCUGAAGUACGACAGCUGA
Eimeria mitis is the source of this 924-nucleotide messenger RNA. RefSeq lists its product as uncharacterized. The record is from RefSeq and is a predicted model, not a curated record. Lineage: Eukaryota; Apicomplexa; Conoidasida; Eucoccidiorida; Eimeriidae. The transcript is spliced from 2 exons. The coding region runs from base 1 to 924 and encodes 307 amino acids.